Messenger RNA from Phytophthora sojae, 618 nucleotides. RefSeq lists its product as hypothetical. NCBI's taxonomy places the organism in Eukaryota, Oomycota, Peronosporomycetes, Peronosporales, Peronosporaceae. The record is from RefSeq and is a predicted model, not a curated record. The transcript has a single exon. Bases 1 to 618 code for a protein of 205 amino acids.
AUGAUAAGUAUUUUGAGCACGACUCGAAACAGUAUCCGAUUCGGUAAACGCGACCACGACUCGCGGCGUGACGAGCCCAUUUCGCAAUUUGACAAGUGUCCGAAUAGUCCUCACCUCGAGUUGGUGUUUGGUCUCGUCCUACUUGCCCACGCCAGCGCUCAAUCUCCCGCUUCAGAUUCUGAGCAAGCCCAAGUUUCUCAAGUGGAGUCGCCACUCCAAAGCCUCGGUAGUAGACACUUGAGGGCGCUCAAGUCGCACCAAGAGGCCGCCGACGACGACGUCGCUGAAGAACGCAUCGACUUUUCGGCUUUAAUAAAGAAAUUCCUGAAGCAUGUCCCGGGUACCGCGCCGCACAACAAAGCAGCCGCCGAGAAGAAAGCCACGCUAGACGCAAAGAAGCUCAAGGCUGCCUUGAGAAAGGAAAUGGAUCAAGAGCUGUUCAACAAGCUGGCCUACGGGAAGCUCGACGACCAGCUACACAAGCCCCAGCCUGAUUCCGUGCCGUCCGCUGGUAGACACGUCGCCAUGGCCAGCAGUUACAAGCAGUACAUGGACCUCCUUGCUGCCGCUCAAGCCAGCAAAAUUAAAAAGCGCACUAAGCUGGUAGAAAGUGUUUAA